Molecule: messenger RNA, 3538 nt
Organism: Marmota monax (woodchuck)
Lineage: Eukaryota; Metazoa; Chordata; Mammalia; Rodentia; Sciuridae
Gene: Spaar
Product: small regulatory polypeptide of amino acid response
Exons: 2
Coding region: 2452-2673 (73 amino acids)
Source: RefSeq, a predicted model, not a curated record
GAAGAUUCAGUGUUUGCACAAAACCCUGCCCAGACAGGGCCCUGUGCACAUCUGCAGGACUCUGGCCUUCUGUGGGCUGUCCAGGGUCUCAGAGAGAGAAGAGUUGAGGCUGCCUCAACUGGCCCCUUGGGCUCUACCUCCAGGACUAUUUCCAGUCCAUGUCCAGGGCAGACUGAGCUCUGGGGCCCACAGGCCAUGUUGGAUUCAGGGUUUUCUUGGUAACUGGUCAAGCUGAAGUCUCCAGCUAGCCUGUCCCCAGGUGCCUGCUAUGGCAGCAGAACUGGGAGGGAGUGGCACUAUUUAAACUGGGGUGCUGGGUGGCCUUAGGAGAGUGCUUGCCUCAUCUGGGCCUCAGUUUCCUCUUCCUUAAAAUGGGAUUCCCUCUGCUAAAGCCCAGAAGCAUGUACCCAAAUGCUCUAUGAGCAGCUGGUGGACUCCACAGAGAAGAAGGGACUCUUGUUCUGAGGACUUCAUCCUGUGCCCUGGAGCUGGGGAGGAAGCGCAGGGAGAAGGCCAGCGGGGGAGGGGAUGGAGAACAGGCCAGAAAGUGAGGGCCUGGUGACUCACUGGAAUAGAAUGUCCUCUUUCCUUCUGUUUCCCAGAGGAUUCUCUGUGAGGCUGGAUGAGGAGUGACAAAGUGUGAGGGAGGGAGGCAGAUUCACAGUGACAGUCACAUGAGAGAGUUCUGGGAUGCGAAAAUGGACCAUAGGUCCCACGGAUUGUUGAUGACUCUCUGUAGGGUCUGUCCAAUCCACCUCCCCUUCUCCUUCCCCCAAGCUCUGCCUUAGUCCAGGUCAGUCCCCCACCUGGCUCCUGCCACAGCCCCCUCAGGGUCUGGCCCCCUUGGGCCCGGCCCUUUUCUGCAGCUUCUCCACAGAUUUUAUGGAUAAAUCAAAGAAGGUUAAGAGUUCUCCCCCAAAUCUUGGAGAUGAAAAAGGGAACCUAUUGGAGGCAAAAGAUAACAGGACUAGGCAAAUGUCCAGAUUAAAAAUGCAGAAACACUGACACCUACUGCAGGUGGCCUAUAACUAUAUGUACCUGGGAAGAACAGGCAAACAAGAAGCCAAAAACAAACAAACAAAAAACAAAAUCAAGCUUGAAACACAGUUCCUUAUGCCCCUAUCUGCCAAACUAACUAGUUGAUAUCGGGGAUUCUAUCAGAAACUGCAAGCGCCAGGGAUCAAUGCAUUAUGUUCCCUAUUCUCUGCUGUUGGUUGCCCCAGUUAAGACAAAUAAUCUGAGGUGUCUGGCUUCCUCUGGAAGAGGAGCCUAGAAUCCAGAUGGUCCAAUUAACUUAGAAGAUGUGCAUAGGCAGUUUCCCAACGCAAUACUAAAGCUCUUUUUGUCCUUAGAGAAAUUGAAAAAGUUCCAGGCUGUGUGAUUUUUGGGUCAGCUCCUUGCCUUCUCUGAACCUUCGUACCCUGAUCCAUAAAUGGCAGAAUCGGGUAUUUAUAGUACACAGAAAGAACACUGAGAUGGGACUGCAGGAAAGACCGUUUAGUGCUGUGGUUACUGCUACUAACUAGCAACAGGCCUUAAGCAGGACACUCCAGCUCUGUGACUAUCAGCAUCUGAAAAAUGGAGGCGAUGUCACUGUACAUGCUGCUAUGAAGAGUCCAUGAGACACUCAGAAUUAUUGCUUCCCACUAGUCCAUUUCUCAGAAUAUGGGUAAGGGGCUGAUGACCCAGACUCCUUUCUGGAAGUGGUGAGGUCUCAGGAGUGUUGAUGUAAAAUGAGGGCCAGGAGGGACUCCCUUCUGGGGAAGGAGUGGCCUAGGCCGGGCUCAUUCCCUUGACCUCCAGCAGGGGGCAGAGUGGAAUGGCACAGGGAGUGUGGGGGCGGGGUAAGUGCUGUCACUGAGUGGGUGGCCACUGUGGGUCCUGGGCCCUCACUCACAAUUGGAGGGAGGGAUUCAGGAAGUACUCACAGCUGCUCAGACAUCUCGGAGCCAAUUUCCAAGCAGGACCAACUCUGUAGCAUCCAGGGAGCUGCGUCACGGCCCUGGGGGGCGACCACCAGGAGAGGAGGCCACAGCACAGGUACAGCCAGGGCUGGCCCUCUGGGAGCACAGGGCACCACCAAAAGGCCCCAGCUGGCCUGGCUCCCUUUAAGUGAUGUCUUCUGCCCCUCCUCCCCACCUGGCUCCAUGUCCAGGGAGUCUUGUGCCCACAUCUCCUGGGAGUGCAUGUCUUCUAGAAGCUGCCAGCAGAGUUGACCACAGACAGCUCUUGAAAGCCAGGCCGGAGGCAUAGAAAAUAGAGAUCAUUGGAGACCCCAGCAGCAUCUGGUGACACAACCCAGAGCCUCAGACCAGUAUCUUAGAAGACACAUGAGGAGCAGCCAGCUGAGCACAGAGUACCUCUGACCACCAAGAGCCCCCUGUUUUGGAUGGGGAGCUGGGGCUCGGAGACCACGCAUGUUGCUCAGCGUGUCAGCUGCCAGUGCAGGCCAUGGAGUCAGCAGUGAUUGGGGUGGUGGCGGUACUGUUUGUGUUCACAGUGGCCAUCACUUGUAUCCUCUGCUGCUUCAGCUAUGACUCAAAGACUCAGGAUCCUCAGGGAGGCCCUGGCCACAGCUUCACAGUGGCCACAUUUCGCCAGGAGGCUUCUCUCUUCUCAGGUCCCCAAGCCCAGUCAAUGCCGAGUACCCGGGACUUCUGGACCGUCAUUUGAGGCCUUACAGUCUCUCAGGAUUUGCUCUGCUGGUGGGUCAGACCCACUUGCCCCCUCAACAAGUCUUCCCUGAUGUUCCUGCAUCCUGUCCUUCCCCUACUGAAUCCCACCAACUUUCCAUCUCCUUCAAUUUUGGGCUGCUACGCCUUGUUGGGAGCCAGUGGGAGUCAACUCAGAGCCCUGAGGGCUCAGCUGAGCCUUACCCUCAGGAUGGGGACCCAGAAGCCAUCUCAGGAGGCAUGAGCAGACACCAUGUGUGGUGGGCCAGCUCUGCUAAUGUACAAUGGCUGGAAAAUAUCACAACAAGGUGCCUGUAAAACUAGUGCUAUUGCCACCAGAGGAAGCAUCCCCAAGUGGACGUUUUGAGAAACCAAUUCUUUUGUGUUCUGCUGUGGAGUAUUUUUGCAUACUGUGGCCAGAUGCCUGAAAUUAGCUCCUAAAUCAAAGAGCUACUUCCUGGAACAAGUGAUUUAUUUUAUAAUGAGAAUACAUAUCCUUUUACGGGUCUUUCCAAAUCUGGUUUGGAAAACCACAGAAGAGAAAAUAAGAGUCACAGAAAGUACAAGAUGUUUUAUUAACAGGAAAGCCAGAAAGAUGGCUUUCAAACACAUUCUGAACCAGACUUUACUGCUAUAUUCUAACAGGUCACUUCUAUUCUUAGAGAAUGUGAGUGACUUGCUGUCACUUAGGAAUGUAGGAAAAUCAUGAACUGAAAGAUAAUUCCAAAAAAGUUAAAAUGUUAUGUUACAUUCAGGGCAUGUAACAAAGCUCUUGUUUUCAUCACAAAUGGAUAUUCAGUUUUUGUUAACAGAAAAUCUGUUCUUCUGCCCACAGAAUAAAUGCUGUGCCACAGUUAAAAAGUCAA